Molecule: messenger RNA, 629 nt
Organism: Pygocentrus nattereri (red-bellied piranha)
Lineage: Eukaryota; Metazoa; Chordata; Actinopteri; Characiformes; Serrasalmidae
Gene: hbba1
Product: hemoglobin, beta adult 1
Exons: 3
Coding region: 76-522 (148 amino acids)
Biological process (GO): hydrogen peroxide catabolic process; oxygen transport
Cellular component (GO): hemoglobin complex; haptoglobin-hemoglobin complex; blood microparticle
Molecular function (GO): organic acid binding; oxygen carrier activity; oxygen binding
Source: RefSeq, a predicted model, not a curated record
CCGGUCUCUGCGCUGCGAAAGGAUUUCUGUUAAACAUCUUCAAGCAAGUUGGUGAAGAGAUCCUAAACCGUCAGCAUGGUUGAGUGGACAGAUGCCGAGCGCAGCGCCAUCACUGGCCUGUGGGGAAAGAUCAGUGUCGAUGAAAUGGGACCACAGGCUCUAGCCAGGCUCCUGAUCGUGUUUCCAUGGACUCAGAGGCACUUCGCCUCCUUUGGUAACCUCUCCAGCCCCGCGGCUAUCAUGGGGAACCCUAAAGUGGCUGCUCACGGUAGGACCGUCAUGGGUGGGCUGGAAAGAGCCAUCAAGAACAUGGACAACAUCAAGGCCGCCUACGCCCAGCUCAGCAAGCUGCACUCUGAGAAACUUCACGUGGAUCCCGACAACUUCAGGCUUCUUGCUGACUGCAUCACCGUAUGUGUGGCCAUGAAGUUCGGACCCUCUGGCUUCACCGCUGAUGUGCAGGAGGCUUGGCAGAAGUUCUUGGCUGUCGUUGUGUCUGCUCUGUCCAGACAGUACCACUAGUGUCGAUCUCAGCGAACGAGACAAACAGCUUGAGACCAAUUCAAUGCACAAAGCUGUCGACAAAAUGAUUCGACUGAAAGCCAAAUAAAAUCAUUUUCAGUGCACUA